AUGUUCAAAAUGAACCCUACUCAGCAUCCCAUAGUAUUUUUAAAAGAUGCUAGUCAUUCAGCGCUAAGAGACUUAUUACAGUUUUAUCAAGGUGAAGUUAAUGUUAAGCAAGAAGAAUUAGCGUCGUUUAUUAGUACAGCGGAACAACUACAAGUUAAAGGUUUAACCGGUAACCAAAAUGAUGAAAGUUCCACGCCAUCCAAACCAAAGCCGACCUCUAGGCCAGGCCCGAGGUCGUCACAACAAAGGCAAUCUGUUAUGACUAAGUUAGAGACUGAUUUAGAUUCUAAGCCCUCCUCAACUCCAGUAGCAAUUAAGAGACCAAAUAGGCCAUCAAUAGCAUCAAAUAAUUCCUCAUCAUCUCAAAGCGGUACUGCGAAACGAAAAUGUGUAGACCCCUUAGAAGCCGGACCCUCAGGAUCAGCUAAAGAAGAAUUUGUUACGAUACCGGACGAAGAUGAAAACAACGCCGUGGCACCGAAAAUGGAACCAGAAUUUGUUAACGAAAGUAUGUGGGAUGACGAUGAUGAAGGCGCAAAUAAUGAUGAAACAAACUUUGGCGAAGACGACUCUAAUAUGGAAAUGACAGGUUUUGAUGGCUCUGCGACUGGAGAUGGCAAUAUGUCUGGCGGCGGGGAAGGUGGCGCUGUUGGAGAUGCACAAGGGUUAAUUCCUGUUCUAAAAGACUAUGUUCUGUUUGAACAUAAUCUUUUAAUAGGAAGGUAA
Molecule: messenger RNA, 726 nt
Organism: Parnassius apollo (apollo)
Lineage: Eukaryota; Metazoa; Arthropoda; Insecta; Lepidoptera; Papilionidae
Source: the annotation of a GenBank genome assembly